AUGGAUUCUUCUUCUGCCGAUUCUUCUUCUGUUGUAAGCGAUAACUCUCUCGCAACGUUGAAGUUGAGAUUUAAAUCAUCAAAGCAAUUCUGGAGACUCUUCCGAAGAGGCUUCAUCCGAUGGCUUAUCACAUUUGUCCUGAUAUCUCUUCUUUACAUAACAAUUCGAGUCGUUUCAAAGGACCAAGAUAUGAUUGAAGAGGAGAAGCAAUUUUUCAACGCCAUCUCGCUCUAUCUGGUUUUGAUGAUUGGAAUGAGUCUCACUUUUGGAUUUGAGGCUAUGGCAAUCGACCUCAGAUGGUGGAUUUUAAGUAGAAGGGAAAGAAGUCUAAGAGACAUCGAUACAAUUCUACACGCUGACAGCCUUACCACUGUCUCUAGCCUCCUUGGACGCACAAUUUGGUAUGAGAUUAGACAUUUCACUUGGGAUUGGGAUUUGGGCACUAUGAUCAUGUCAUGUUUACUUUGGAUUCUUCUCAAUAUCGGUGCUCAAGUGGCCAUAGCAUCUGUUGGACUUACAUAUUCAGUUGAUACUGUUGAGAAGAUGGCUCAUAUGUCUCGUGGGAAUGUUUCUUAUCCUAAUAUGACACAAUUCUUUCCCGUAAAGCUUCCAAAUGGUAGAGCUUCGAUAAAUAACUUGGGCGCACAACAGUAUACAGCAAAUAGUUUCGGUAUGAUGGCUUUAAAUUUGUGGUCUACUACUCAACCAAUUUCUGAACCAGCAACAAUCUACAAAUCUGGAUUGACAGCUGAUUUAUUCGGGAUUGAUAAACGAGGUUGGGUCUUUGUAUUUACGGAUACUUCUUCCGAUGGCUCAACUUUUGCGUACUCGGAUCGUACUAUCAAGUCUACAUCGAGUUGUGAAAGCUAUCCUGUGUUGGAGGGUGGAAAUGGUAAUUUUAAAAAUUUGAACAUAAGUAAGAACGGAAAAUCAGAGGCCUUCAAGGUCAAAUUACCAAUCGCUGCUGGACCAGAUCAGACAACAUUCUUCACCGUACCAUUCAAAACAUGCGGCGAAGGUUGUAGCAUUGUUGAAGCACUCGAGGCUUCCGCAAACGAACCUUGGUAUUACAAAUGCAACAUUACAGUCGGUCCUGUUAUCAACGCGCAAAACGCAAAUCAAGAAGUAUCUCUACCACUCCGCCAUAUGUCAUCAGCAGCAAUCGCUCUACAAGGUUAUACAGCUAAUCCUGAACUAAACGAUACUCAAUAUUGA
This is a messenger RNA of Botrytis porri, 1215 nucleotides long. RefSeq lists its product as uncharacterized. The coding region runs from base 1 to 1215 and encodes 404 amino acids. NCBI's taxonomy places the organism in Eukaryota, Fungi, Ascomycota, Leotiomycetes, Helotiales, Sclerotiniaceae. The transcript is spliced from 5 exons. The record is from RefSeq and is a predicted model, not a curated record.